Molecule: messenger RNA, 1671 nt
Organism: Penicillium alfredii
Lineage: Eukaryota; Fungi; Ascomycota; Eurotiomycetes; Eurotiales; Aspergillaceae
Product: RTC4 family protein
Exons: 2
Coding region: 1-1671 (556 amino acids)
Source: RefSeq, a predicted model, not a curated record
AUGAGAGUUCGACGAAAGCCUGAUUCGAGCUGGUCGUCGAAUCGUCUGACUAAGUCCGACCUGCCAGUUGGGGGCCACCUUUUGUCCACGUUCAACAAGUCGAAGGCCAACAACCCAAGUGCGGACAAGCCCGAACUCGAGACCACAGCCAAGCCGGAUCCCGCGACAGACGAGGAGCCUCCCGGCUCCUUUGGGGAUUUAAACGAUGUGGAGGAGAAGCCCAAGCCUGCGCCUGACUCAGAUGAUAAACCUCUUAGUUCCAUUGGGGAGUUGAGCGACCCUCCCAGCUCCAUUGAGGAUCUGAACGAAGUCGCGAAGCCCAGGCCUGAACCCGCGACGGAUGAAGAACCAAUCAGUUCCACCGAGGAGGAUCCCAGCGAUGAUGACCUUCUCCAGAGCUUUGGCGACGAGAAGAACAAGAAGACAUUGGAGAACAAACUGGCGGACGAAGGAUAUGGAAAUCCCAAGAAAAGGAGUGCCCCCGCUUCCAGUGGCUUCGCGGACAGUGACGAUGAGCUCAGUAUCUGGCCCUCUUCUUUCCUCUCCUCGCAGGGCUCAAAGCGACACAAGACCAACACGUACCAAUCGAAACAAAAGCCGGGCGCUUAUUUGAGAGCUCCAAGCUCGAGUGCACGUUCAGGUGUGACAUCCGAAGGAUCAUCUCCCGCCAAUAAAACUCGGAAGUCCAAGGCAGGUGCGAAAAAACAACCGGCCCCGAAAACGAACGGAUCUUCUGAGGAGCCAGAUGUGGCCUUCAAGGUGCCUUUGGAGAUCAAUGCCCCGAGCCCACGGAAGCCUCGUGCCCGCAAAAAUCAGUUCAAGCUGCCCCCGACCUUCCCCACUGAAUCCAUCUCCCACUCUUCGCUCGGCACCUCGUCCUCGAAAGAUCCUCAGCCGAUGAUGUUAGACGAUGGCUCCCCUGCUUCGUCCCUGAGCACCGCCCUUAGCUCCCCGUCCUCGCCAAUCUUUGGGGGGAUAUCACGAGAGGAAGGGCUGCCUGAUGGAAGUGAUCGGCAACCAUCACCGCCACGCAAGGCACUUUGCCCGAUGUGUAAGGCGGAGGUAGAUCCAGAGAUGCUGCUACGGUUCGAAGCGCAGCCCAAGCAGCGCGUCCGAGAACAACAGCACUUCUGCGCUUCCCAUAAACAAGACAGUGCGGAGAAAGAAUGGAAAGCGCAGGGGUAUCCCGAGAUUGACUGGGACACGUUCGACGAGCGGGUCCAGCGACAUUUCUCUGGUCUUGAGAGAUUCAUGGUCCCCGACUGCUCCUCUUACUAUCGAAACAUCCUCGACAGUACGCUAAAGUCCGGGAAAGCGAAGAAUUUCCGAUUGACUUUGGCUGGGGAUGGGCUCGAAACGAUCUCCUGCGGGUAUUAUGGGACGAAGGGUGCGGGGAAGAUACUACAAGCGGUGAUUGAUCGUUACUCCUUAAAGCUGCGUCGCCUGGCUGCAUCCGACCAUAUUGUCAAAACUGCCGGUGUGGCAGGCUACGCGCAAACUGUUCUAGUACCAGAGCUGGCAGUCCAGCUUGUGAAAGAGGAUAUGGGCGUGGCGGAUGACUCGGCGCGCCAGAUCUUGCGAGAGAGCAUUGACCUCGGCGAGAAGCUCAAUCCGACGCUCGACGACGUGGUGCCUCUCCCGGCGGAAGCCGAGGACCAUCCCCGGGACUAG